Laccaria bicolor S238N-H82 is the source of this 1548-nucleotide messenger RNA. RefSeq lists its product as uncharacterized. The coding region runs from base 1 to 1548 and encodes 515 amino acids. NCBI's taxonomy places the organism in Eukaryota, Fungi, Basidiomycota, Agaricomycetes, Agaricales, Hydnangiaceae. The record is from RefSeq and is a predicted model, not a curated record. The transcript has 24 exons.
AUGUCGCAGCCACGUAGGGAGAGACCUCGCGAACUAGGCCCAUACCCGCGUUCACGCGUCGAUGUCUCACAACGACAGGUCCUGCACAAUCAGCGCCUUCGUUUAUUUGAAGAAGUGAAUCCGUGGAGAUUUGCAACGACUUCCACCGUGGAUGCGGAAGACGCGGAUCGCACGAGUGACCGUACUGUUCGAGGCGAAUCUAGCCCAACACCGUCAGCCUCUAGCACUGGGGAAGAGGUACAACCUGGCCCCGCAAUGCUUGAGGCCAAUCAGGUUGCACAGAUUUGGCAUCUCCGAUCGUCGACCUCGAUAGGCGGCGGCCAAACAGAUAAUGCCGUGAUUUUCGUUCCGGCUUCAAUGCCACUAUUAGUUUCCUAUGAUAGCGCAGAGGAGUCCGACCAGGACGCUAUCGACGAUACACACAUGGAAGGCCAGAGCAAUACCACGAGCGUCGACCCCUCCAUACCUGUCCACUUGGCCUCAACCUCGUCUGGUGACACAGCAAUGGACGACCAGACGGACAAUUAUUCGUACGUAAAUCACCAGUACCUAGACGAAGAAGACGAAGGAGAAAACAUUCUUCCACAUUCCACGCCUCUAGUUUUUUAUGAAAGCCUCGAUGAAUCCGAACACGACACCGUCGACGGUCUAAUCGCGGAAGGGCAGAGCAGCAUCUCUGACGUCAGCCACUUUGAGGACGACACAGCUAUGGUGGACUCAAUCGCCACUGAAAGCAUCAAUCGAGGCCCGCUUUCCUUCCGAGUAGCGGAGACGAAGACGACGAUGGAGAAGCUGGAAACGGGGAACAAGAUACCAACGCAAGCGAAAAUCGAUCUGGCAGGCCUGCAGGCCCUCAAUCUCUCCCGACGAACGAUCAAGUGCAUGCCAAUCCUUUCUAAUCGUAAAACGAAGGCCGCCUCCUAUGCCGAUGUGCUUUCGCUUACCAAUUGCGUCCAAGAGCUUAGCCAUGGCAUCAACACCACCAACGAGCUUCUGCGCGGCAGCAACAUAGACCGAUUCCGACAUUCAAACGCCCCAGGGGCCGGGGAGGAAGGGGACGAUGGUCAUGAUGGGGACGACGAAGGCCUCAUGCGUCCCAGACGCACCACUAACGUUAGGCUGCGUGGAUUGCCACGACGCCGUGGUGCUCGCAAGAACAACUUUGCACGUGAAGUCCGUCUCCAUACCAACGUGACUGGUGGCUACCACUUUUAUGAUAAAACUAAGGCAAUUGCCUGUAGAGCUGUGUAUUCAAUGCCUCUAUCAUAUCUAAUGGAAUAUUGGAUGCUUUCAUUGUCAGGUGUAUUCAUUGCCUCUUUCAUAUUUAAUGGAAUAUUGGAUGCUUUCAUUGAAUAUUGGAUGCUUUCAUUGUCAGGUGUAUUCAUUGCCUCUUUCAUAAUUAAUGCUACCACAAAGUGUCCGCUUUUUGAGACUACAAAAUGUCCGCUUUUUGAGACUACAAAAUGUCCGCUUUUUGAGACUACAAAAUGUCCGCUUUUUUCAUUACAAAAUGUGGUCAUUGGGGAUAUGAUUGAAGGAUUGGGAUGA